CGUGGAAGGCAGUGAUUAGAUUCCCUCAAGUGACAGGUUGUCAAAGCAGCAUUCAUACGACAUCGUUUAUUCCUUGUAAGCUGAAUCAAGAAGGAUGUCAACGGAAGUGUGUAGUUAUAAUAGUCUUGUAUGUAUAAGAAUCUGAAGCCGUGAUUGAUCAACUAUGAUUGAGUCAUUCUGUUAUAGUUAUUGAAGUUGGAGGUGAAUGUAAAGUGUAUGGUUGAAGUCUUCAAUCCAUUUAAAUGUUCAAACAAAUAGUAUUGAUAGUGGGUUCUUGGACUCACAAGAAGAUCGUCGAUCCUCUUCUCCAAAUCCUCCGCAGGGGUGUAGAGCCAAAACAGUUGGCAUUCUCUGGGGCUCUUGGUGUUACUUUGGGUCUCUUUCCCAUCUGCGGGGUUGCUGUAUUUCUAUGUGGGUUAGCUAUUGCAGUACUUGGAUCCUUGUGUCAUGCACCAACUGUGUUGUUGGUCAACUUCGUUGUUACUCCCAUUGAGCUGAGUUUGGUGAUUCCUUUCCUACGUUUAGGUGAAUAUGUGAGUGGUGGACCUCAUUUUGCUUUGACCUCAGAUGCAUUAAAGAAGGUCUUGACUGGUAAUGCUUCGUGGGAAGUCUUGCUGAGCAUUUACCAUGCGUUGUUGGGCUGGCUUGUUGCUGUACCAUUCAUCCUGGCAGGGGUUUAUAUAUUGUUUUUGCCAUGUUUUACAAUCUUGGUUUGUAAAUUCAGUAGCCUUCCACCAAGCACAAUCACUAGUGUUCCUUCAAGCCCCAAGAGAGCUGUUCCUCCACGCCCAAAAAACUUUGUUCAAACCCCUUACAAAAGUCAGGGUUUAAGUGAGGGAUGUUUAAUGGACAUUGAAAUCAAUGUAUUCUUAAAUGGUAAAUGAAACUUCAACGAUUCCUGCAUAUAUGUAAAUGUAUCAAGUUCAGAGGAGUUGACAUUGAAAACUGUCGCAAGUGGUAUCAAAAUUAUGUUCUCUUUCA
This is a messenger RNA of Solanum dulcamara, 981 nucleotides long. RefSeq lists its product as uncharacterized. Gene Ontology annotation, cellular component: intracellular membrane-bounded organelle. NCBI's taxonomy places the organism in Eukaryota, Viridiplantae, Streptophyta, Magnoliopsida, Solanales, Solanaceae. The coding region runs from base 243 to 884 and encodes 213 amino acids. The record is from RefSeq and is a predicted model, not a curated record. The transcript is spliced from 5 exons.